Phlebotomus argentipes is the source of this 3049-nucleotide messenger RNA. Its product is annotated as transmembrane protein 198. The transcript is spliced from 5 exons. The record is from RefSeq and is a predicted model, not a curated record. Bases 1471 to 2487 code for a protein of 338 amino acids. Lineage: Eukaryota; Metazoa; Arthropoda; Insecta; Diptera; Psychodidae. Gene Ontology annotation, cellular component: plasma membrane.
GAGUUGCGUGUCCUGAAUAUCCUUCCAUUCCCAUAGAGAUGUGAUUUUUCACUCUCCCCUGCCUGUUCACAUUGUGUUUGUUGUUCGCGAGCAUUUGGGGCAGAGUUUAAUAUUGCAGCGUCCUCAAUUGCUGAAGAAGAAAGAAAGGAAAGAAGGUUGUGCAGUGCAUUUCGUCUGGUCAUCUUCAAGCAGGACAAAGUGUUCGGGAAUCACUUGGGAUGCUGAGAGAGUGACAUGAAAAAUUGGUGUUUCUGUACAUUUUUUCCCAUCCGCAGUGCACGAAAUUGAAUAUUUACGCCUCAGUGCUUCUUGUCCAGUCACACAGACGCUCUGUGGGUUAUUUUGAGUGAAAAGAGCGAUUAUUAUAUGAAAUCAUACGGCCUAUGUGGAGGUAUUACAUGACAAAAGAGACCAACAAAUUGAGCGUUGAGCAUUGGACAUCAGAAUCUGCGUGGCAUACGCCUUUCUGUGUUGCCCCAUUUUGCCCAUGGCAUUCACUGGGACGCUGAGGCCUCGCGGCAGAGACGCAAAAGCCAGUCAUCAAAUUAAAUCAUCAUUUCGCCCAGUGCCACAAAGGGAAGUGUGAGGGAAUUUAUUGGUGAAGUGCGGCGACAAGCAAUAAGGGAUGUGGUGUCUUUUUUUGUGUCUGCCCCAUGUGCAAAAUGUCUAUGUCGAUAUAUGUGUGCUCAGUGUGGAAAAUGUAAGGAAUUUCUCCACAAUGUAUUGAUUCUCGGGUCACGACAAAAACACUGCUGCGUCUGCUGAGGUGCACAAGCAAUACUGCUCUGGCUGCAGAUAUAUUUUUCAAGUGAAGAGAGAGCGAGGAGGAGACUCAGAGUGGAGGAAAACACUGUGCUUUUGGUGAAGACCUGGGAAAAUCGAUAGAGUAAAAUAUAAAUGUGAAAAAGGGUAAGGAUAGCAGGACAUUCUUCUCCCCAACAAAGCUGCCACAGAGUAAAAGUAAAAGCUCCCAAAAUAGGCUUAACAGUGAACAGAGAGCAGAGUGCUUUUCCGCGUUCUAGAGAGACAAAGCAAGUGCGACGAGGGUGGAGGACUCUUGCCUCCUGCCAGUCCCUCCAAUCCGCAGAUCCACACCCUCUCGCGCUCUGUCACACCGCGAGGAGAGCUUAUGCAAUCAGCUAUGAUUUGAAAAUUCCACACUUUUGCUCCUCGUUUGCGCGUCUCGUCGCUGCAGAAACGGGUACAAAACAACGCAGAGCCACUAUUGACUGUGCGAGACAACAAAAGACAGAUCUUCCCACACCCCAAAACGUCUCCCACGUUUCCCCACCUGUGAAGACUUAAAGUCUCUAAUUGGGACAAAAGGACACUGCCAACAUUCACUCCUCCGAACGGCCCAAUUGCGAGGCAAAGAGACUAAUUGAUACCAUCCUCGAGAGUGCUAAUCUCUCAUAAUAAGCCCAUAUUAGUAGAGUCACGUAUUUAGGACACACAAACACACACACUGCAAUGGUUUUUGUGCAGAGUGAGGAAGUUGCUAAAAUUUGGCCAUUCCUCCUUCAAGGUGUGAUGGACACGUCAAUAUGUCCCACCAGCCAGCCGGACAUGGUGGAGGUGCUCCUGUGGACGACGUGCGCCGUCUUCGGCUUCGUCUACAUGAUGCUGGGCUACCGCUGUCUCAGGGCCAUCGGCUUCCUCACGGGCCUGGCCGCCGGCGCGGGAUGCGUCCUGUGGCUGCAGAGGCACAAAACCCUCCUCGGCAGUCCUGGCGAUUCAGCUCUCGCCGUGGCGGCUGGCCUCUGUGGAGCCAUGCUGGGCUCCACUCAUCCCGUGGCGUCUGCUCUGGUCAGUGCGAUUGCAGGAGCGAUAAUCGCCGGCGCCACAAUGGUCCUCUGCAUCGCCACGAUGCCCGAUCAUGAGUUUGGAGAGCGAGAGAUCGUCGUGGCCGUGUCAGGAGGUGCUGUAAUAUUCGCUGUGAUGACUCUCUGCUGUGCUAAGUUGAUCACAAUCGUCUCGUCCAGUGUCAUUGGCUCAACGAUGGUUCUGCUGUCCGUGGACUUCUUCCUGCACAGCCUCGAGACGGUGAAAUGGAUAGUGGCCAUCAAGCCCACAGCAAUGCCUCCGCCGCCGUGCUGGGGAGGCGUCAUCAUGUGCUCGUGGCCAGUGACUGCUCUGGUGGGUAUUCUGGCGCAGUGCUUCAUCACGGCGUGGCGACUGGAUCACAAGAAACGCCCUCAACCGUAUCGCAGACGCCUCGAGGCGCCCGUGACGGUGCGCGGGCUGCCGGAAGUGCCGGCAAACAGGCCGCCCAACCCCCAAGUUCGCCCCAGAGAGACUCGAGAGGAGGCCAGACAGAGGAAGUUCCGGUAUUUGUAUCACAUCCGCACCUCAAGAGGCGACAUCAUCUCACAGAAUUGCGCUUCCGCUCUGCAGAAGCACAUCCAGCCACACUCGGGAUCGUCGUCUGAGCACUCCACCCACAUGACACACCUUCCGGACCCUGUGGGCCUGGACUCGAAGUCCUGAGGCCACUGCUCAAAUAUCUACUACUAAGUCUCUGUACAUUCUCUCUUCACCGCACUCUCUUAGGAGACUCAGUCUCGCGCCCAGGAAGACGUAUUCAAAAUACAAGGAAGGAAAAUCUAAUCAAAUGCUAUAAAGUUAUAAACUAUAUGACAAAGGCCUGAAUAUCAAAUAUUCAGCUAUAUUUCUCUGUAGAUUCUCAUCAAUAAUAUGUAUUGUUAGGUGGAGGAGAAGAAAGCCAGUAGAAUUCAUUUUGAUUCAGAGACAAUAUCCAAGACAUUUGUUGACUCAUGAAAAGCUUCCAAAGACAUUAUAUCAAUGGAGUUCAAUGUAAUUAAAAGUAUAACUUAGACUGUAAGAAUUUAUGAAAUCGAGGGACAAAAAUAUCGGGGCGCUUCCGGAAGUAUCGCCGGACGCAACUUUGCGUGAUGGAAUCGUGAGAAAAAUCGUGUGACGACAAAAUUUGCUCAAAACUCUAUGUUGAGGAUUCAAUCAAAGUUUAUAUUAUGAAAGAAGCGUUCUUAUAUGUUGUAAUUUAUAUUUAAAUAAAGAAAUUCAAGUCAAA